Messenger RNA from Bathycoccus prasinos, 1554 nucleotides. RefSeq lists its product with no specific name. The record is from RefSeq and is a predicted model, not a curated record. NCBI's taxonomy places the organism in Eukaryota, Viridiplantae, Chlorophyta, Mamiellophyceae, Mamiellales, Bathycoccaceae. Bases 1 to 1554 code for a protein of 517 amino acids. The transcript has a single exon.
AUGACUUCACCAAGCAGAUUAUUCCUUCUUCUACACAGACGACGUCAGCUCUGCGAGAUCAUCGCCACUUUCGGAGGAGCACGCGUGACAUUUUCUUCUUCUUCCAUUGAAGAAAAAAAGCGGAUAAAAUGGACGCAAAACCAAAGUUCACGAACGUUAAAGACGGACGCGUACGUGGCUGGGAACGGCGAUUUCUUCCGGCUCGGAAUACCAUUAGGGUCAUCAGCAUCGUCGUCUUCAAAGAGGACGUUCGUUCCUGUAGACAUACCAACGAAUGGAGGAGGGAAUAUCAAAUCGAUCGCAUCUGGUGGCGCACACUCGUUGGUGGUGACGAGCAAAGGCGAAGUGUUCGCCACGGGAUUGAACGAAUACGGCCAAUGCGGGAUUCGGAUUAUUAAUAAUGCUGAUGAUGAUAAAGGAGGAGAAAAUGGAGAAAGUAGUAAUAAUAACGCAAAAACGACGAUGAAUGACAUCGUGCGAGGAUGGACGAGAGUAGAGUUUAGAGACGCUACAUGUGACGGAAACGUCAACGUUGAAAUCGAAAAGGCGAUAUCCGGGCCGGCGAGUAGUCACUCGGUGUGCAUUGCGCGAGGCGGGAAGCGAGUGUUCGCGUUCGGGAAGAACGAUCGAGGGCAAUUAGGUGUCGGAGAUGCGUUUGACGGGAAGGAAAGAGAGGAAGGGACGCUCGUUGCUUUCGAUGAAUCAACAAGAACAGACGAAGAAAGAGAAGAAGACGUUGUCAUCGUAGACGGCGCGACGGGGAGAGAAUCGACCAUUCUCAUCAGCGCGAACGGGGACGCGUAUUACAGCGGAAAAAUUAAGACGGAUAAAGACGAACGGUUUUCGUUGAUUGCUACCGCGAUAGAGUUUUUCUUCCCGCAAAAAUCAUCGUCGUCAUCAACAACCAUCACCGCUACCGCGACAGAGUUACCGCAAACCAAUUCGUUUCGGAAAAUCCCGGGUUUACGAAACAUCGUCAACUGCUCGGUCACGGACGCCUGCGCGGCGUUUGUGGAUGCACACGGGAAAACGUUUACGAUUGGAACGACAUCCGGGAAAGUAUUAGGACGAGAAGUAGUAAAAGGAGGAGAAGAGAAUACAACCACCAAUGCGUUAGGCGCAAUCGAGGAUGUUUUACUGGAAAACGUUUCGUUAGGAUUCAAUUUCGCCGUCGCGGUCGCGAAAUCCAGCGGCGCUUUGUUCACCUGGGGAGCAGCAUUGGACGAUCAAGAAGCGGAUUCGAAAUACGGUUUAAAACCUCGAUUGGUUAAACACGAACCGCAGAACAUCAACGUCGCGUUCACCAAAGUCUCUUCCGGGUACAAGCACUGCGCCGCAAUCACGAGCGACGAUCGAUUGUUCACGUGGGGAUGGAGCGGUUCGGUAGGUCAGCACUUCGAGGACGAAGAGUCUUCCGCCGGGCAACUGGGAUUAGGGAACGAUUUCGAUUACCCGACGCCGACUGAAGUGAAAUGGAAGGAUCGAUCGACGAAGGUUUUAGACGUAAGAUGCGGGCAAAAUCAUACCAUCGUCCUCGCUUCGCGAGAAGAUUAG